Molecule: messenger RNA, 2442 nt
Organism: Rotaria sp. Silwood2
Lineage: Eukaryota; Metazoa; Rotifera; Eurotatoria; Philodinida; Philodinidae
Source: the annotation of a GenBank genome assembly
AUGUCAACUUCCGCUAAAUCUACAUUAUCAGAGGAGAUCACGGCAUAUACCAGUGAAACUACAUCUGUAGCUUCAACUAAUACUUUUGUCGACACUUCGAUGAUUUCUGACAAGCAAACAAGUUCUACUAUUGCAUUGACGAAUGAAAUAUCUUCAAUUGAUGACACAACUGUUUCAUCCGUCACAUCCGCUUUUCAUUCUACUAAUGUUCAACAAAAUGGAUCUAGUUCAUCGAUACCGUCAAUGACAACAGUUGAAGACGUAACGUCGUUGUCAUCAGACACUGUUAGUCACACCGUACUCUUUGAUACCACUACUUCAACAGUAACGAAAAUCUCCACAACUAUUGAUAACAAUUGGAAAACAUCCCAAAAUCAACUGCAAUCUACUACAGAAUAUAUUAAUGAAGAAACAACAUCAUCUACAUUUUCUUUCAGUCGUACUCAAACGUCAACGGAAGCUUCUUCAAACACAUUGAAAGACAGUCAGACGAUAUCAGAAACAAACCUUGAUCUAUCAAGCGAUUCUAUUACAGUGCCAUUCACCGUACAAGAUACUACACGAUUACAAUUUAGUACAACAGAUUCUUCUUUGUUAGGUAAUUCGAAUAUCGACACAACGAUUUCAAAUUCUUCUCCAGAUCGCUUCAGUAGCACACUGAACUUAAUCAACGAAAUCUCAUCUACUACAAUGUCAAUUUCGAAUUCCGAUCAAACAUCUAUACCAACAGCAGUGUUGCUAAACAAUGUGUCUUCGACUAUUAAUACGACGCUGUCAACAGAUACAAAACUGAGUAGCUUUCAAGAAACUUCUGCCCUAUCCAGUGAAUCUGGUUUAUUGCAAACAUUCGAGGCUACGUCGGUACAAUCAUUUGCAACCACUGAAUCGGUUUUAACUUCAAUGGAGAACCAAUUAGGAUCAUCAAGAGAUGAUCUAUUUCAUCAGUCAAGUACCAUGUCAUCGAUCGUUUCACGUUCAAAUGGUGUCUCAUCUACUUCAGACAUGAUCACGCGGGAUAUUAUCAGUACUACGGAAACCAGUAUGAAUGCGCAAUCAUCCGAAGUCAUAGCGAGUAGCGAAACACAAUCAACAACAGUUUCAAUAUUAUCUAAGGAAACAGACACUAUAAUUGACUUGAGCACAAUGACAUCGAUAACUCCCUUAAAUUCUACACAUUUCACUUCACAAUCUGCUGAUAAUUCAACUUCUCUUGUGUCUCAGGAUGAAGCAUAUAUUGAAACAACUACAUCAAGCAUAAACAAUUCUAUAUUGUCUUCAGGUUUGUAUAGUUCUACCGAAGAUGUAUCUGUAACUAAAAUCUCAAUUAUGGAAUCUUCACAAAACAAUCCUGAAAUUGAAACAUCAUUAUCAAACAUAGGACAAUCGACUUCAAGUUUUGAAUAUUCACUUGAUCAUUCGGCAUCAUCAGAAGCCAGUGAAUUAACAAACGAAAAAACUGAUUCUUAUACUGUCUCACCUACUCUUUCGACAACUUUUAAUCAAGGUUCAAAUCAAGUCACGGAACAAGAAACACUUUCUAUGAGUUCGUUAAUUUCAGCAUCAUCUACCGAUCAAACGUCAUUGUUACUCUUCUCAGAUACGAGCCCAGUAGUCCACAUCAAUAGUACAACCUCAAUAUCAGCAUUCGAAAUAUCUACCUCAAAUAUAUCACAUUCCACAACCACUGAAAGUGAUGUAUCAACAUCAGAGGACUCUACAAAUGCGUCAAAAGAUCAAGUUUUAAUUUCCCAAACAUCGUCACUAAUCAACGAUCAUGAAACAACAAGUAGUUCAUACAUUGAUCAACAAAUAAUUUCCUCAUCUCAAACUCAUUCAGAUUCCAUAACAGAUAAAAUCACUGGUGUCAUCGAAACGAUUUCCUCCAGUCAAAUACCCACUAAUGAUCUACUAUCACUUCAAUUAUCAACAACAACCUUUUCUCAAACUGAUUUAAGUUCUUCAACAACUCAAAAAUCAGUAUCAAACGAUAUCACAUCAUCUACACAUACAUCAUCUAUUGAUUCAUUGGUAGAAACUACACCAUCAAUUGAUAAUGGAAAAUCAAUAUUUACUUCAUUAUCUACUACAGAAUUAUUAUCUGAUUUUACAAAUACUAUUUCUAGUGAUGUAACCGAAUUAAUCAAUUCAUCAUUGAUAUUAUCUUCUCCAUCAUUGUCAAAUGACACGAUAACUACGACGAAUAUUAAACAAACAGAUAAUUUCAAUCAAUUGCCAACAACUCUUUCAUCUUCAUCUGAUUAUACUUCAUUGAAAGAUGUCAUUUCUACUGAAACAACUUCGAAGAAUUUUGAUAAAUCUUUUAGUUCGAUUCAAUCGACAUUAAUCUCACAUAAUCAAACUUCUACGAUUCAAACUGAAUAUAAUUCUAGCAUGAUUAAAUCUUCUACUGAAUCUAUAAAUAUCACUUCAAUAUCACCGUAG